Messenger RNA from Tetrahymena thermophila SB210, 2385 nucleotides. Its product is annotated as heat shock protein HSP90. NCBI's taxonomy places the organism in Eukaryota, Ciliophora, Oligohymenophorea, Hymenostomatida, Tetrahymenidae. The transcript has 4 exons. Gene Ontology annotation, cellular component: protein-containing complex; plasma membrane; perinuclear region of cytoplasm. Gene Ontology annotation, molecular function: ATP binding; ATP hydrolysis activity; ATP-dependent protein folding chaperone. The record is from RefSeq and is a predicted model, not a curated record. Gene Ontology annotation, biological process: cellular response to heat; protein folding; protein stabilization.
AUGAGAGUUUAAUUAAAAAGCUUCAUAUUGUUGUUGAUGAUUGUUCUUCAACAACAUGUUACUGUAAUUAGGGCUGCCGAAUAAGGUGUAGAAGAAUUUGAAUUCUAGACUGAAGUUGGUCGUCUUAUGGAUAUUAUCAUUAACUCACUUUAUACCUAAAAAGAAAUUUUCUUAAGAGAAUUAAUUUCUAACUCUUCUGAUGCUUUGGAUAAACUCCGUUUCUUGUCUGUUAAGGACCCUAAGCUCACUGAAGAUUUCAAGAACCUUGAAAUCUACGUUGACUUCGAUGCUGAAAAGAAAACCAUUUCCAUUACCGAUACUGGUAUUGGUAUGACUAAGCAAGAUCUUAUCCAAAACUUGGGUACUAUCGCUAAGUCUGGUACCACUAACUUCAUCGAAGCCAUUAAAGGUGGUAAUGUCAACAUCAUUGGUCAAUUUGGUGUCGGUUUCUACAGUUCUUUCUUGGUUGCCUAAAAGGUUUAAGUUAGCUCUAAGCACCCUGAAGAUGAACAAUGGGUUUGGGAAAGUAGCGCUGCUAACUCAUUCCAUGUUUUUAAGGAGACUGAAUAACUCUUAUAAAGAGGUACUCGUGUUACCCUUUUCUUAAAGCAAGAUGCUUAAGAAUUCUUAGAUGAAAAGAAGUUAGGUGAACUUAUUAAGAGACACUCUGAAUUCAUUAACUUCCCUAUUAACUUGAGACACUUCAAGGAAGUAGAAAAAGAAGUUGUUGAUGAAGAAGCUGAAGCUAAGAGAGCUGAAGAAAAGGCUGCUAAGACUGAUGAAGAAAUCAACGAAGAAACCGAUGAAAAGCCUAUCAUGAAGAAAAUCAAGGAAAAGGUCCCUGAAUGGAAGGUUAUGAAUGACAACAAGGCUAUUUGGACUCGUCCUAAGGAAGAAAUUUCUGAUGAAGAUUACGUCUAAUUCUACAAGAGUUUCUCUAAGGAUUACGAAGAUCCCCUUAACUGGAUUCAUUUCAAGGGUGAAGGUGAAGUCGAAUUCACUUCUCUUCUUUAUUGUCCUAAGAAGGCUCCUCAUGAUUUAUUCGAAAACUACUAUGGUAAGUCUGCUGCCUUAAAGCUUUACGUCAGAAGAGUACUUAUCAAUGAAGAAUUCGAAGAACUCAUGCCCAGAUACUUAAAUUUCAUUAGAGGUGUUGUAGAUUCUGAUGAUCUUCCCCUUAAUGUCAACAGAGAAAGUAUCCAAUAAGUUAAAAUGCUUAAGGUUAUGAGCAGAAAGCUUGUUAGAAAAGCUCUUGAUAUGAUCAAAAAGAUGGCUGAUGAAGAAGGUGGUGAUGAUUCUGAAGAUGAAGAUGACUCUGAAGAAUCCCAUGAAGAAGAAGUCAAGCAAAAGGAACCUAAGGAAGGUGAAUAACACUCUGAAGAUGAUGAUGAUGAAAAGGGAGAAGAUAAAGAAAAGCUCACCCAAGAAAGAAGAGAUCGUUACAAAGCUUUCUGGAAGGAGUUCGGUAAAAAUAUCAAGCUUGGUAUAAUUGAAGAUUCCUCCAACAGAAACAAGUUAGCUAAGUUAACAAGAUGGUACUCUUCUCAUAACUCUACUGAAUUAACUUCAUUUGACUAAUACAUCAGCAGAGCUAAGGAAAACUAAGACAGCAUCUACUUCUUAGCUGGUGAAACUAAGGAAAUUAUCUUGAACCACCCUACCAUUCAAAAGUUACUCAAGAAAGGUUAUGAAGUCCUUUUACUUGAUGAUCCUAUUGAUGAAUUCACAUUCUAAAACUUGAAUGAAUAUGAAAAGAAGAAACUCGUUAAUGUUGGUAAGGGUAACUUCAAAUUCCCUGAAGACAACGAAACUGAAAGAAAGAGAAAUAAAGCUGUCAAGAAGGCUUUCGAACCUUUGACUUCAUGGUGGAAGAAAUUAUUAACCAACGAUUUAGACGAAGUCAGAAUCUCUCAAAGAUUACACGAUGAUCCUUGCGUCAUUGUUUCCAGCGAACAUGGUUACUCUGCCUAAAUGGAAAGAAUUUCUAAGGCUUAAGCUUAUGCUAACCAAGAUAGAUCUAACCCUGCUGCCAACCAAAAGAAGAUCCUUGAAAUUAAUCCUAACCAUCCAGCUAUUAAGGAACUCCUUGAAAGAGUUAAGGAAGAUCCUGAUUCAUAAACUGAAGAAAUCGCAAACGUCCUUUACGAAGGAGCUUUGGUUAACUCUGGUUACUCUCUCAAGGACCCUGCUGGUUUUGCCAAGAAAUUCUACAGACUUUUAAAUAACGCUCUUGGUAUUCCUAAGGACGCUCCUAUCGAAGAAUAUGAAGUCGAUAUUGAAGAUGAUGAAGAAGAAGCUAAAUCUGAUAGCCAAACUCAAUCUGAUGAAAAUGUAGACAUCGAUGAUAAUGGUAACGAUUAACAAGAAGUUAAAGACGAUUUGUGA